AUGGGCGCGGCAGCGUUUUGCUUCAACGGGACCGAGGCGCGAGGCGCUUGUCAUUCAUCCCAACGCACAACCCGUAGCUCUUCUUCCACCUCUCCAGCGCGGAGGACCGCAACAAGGACAAGAGAGGCGCCGAGUACCAAUGGAGGCGGCAGGGCUCCACCUCUGGCACCUCUCGCAGACCUCACGAGUCGCAGAAUGCUUGCCUCUCCCUCCUCUGCCUCUUCGCUUCUGUCAUUGUCGCCGACGUCCUCGAGCUUACAGGAGGCAGUGUCUGCACCGGAGGCCUCCGGCGCGACAAUAGCUCGUCUGCGGGAUGGGCCUCCAAGUACCGCCGCAACGCAGUAUCUUGUUGCGGGUGACGGCACUAGUGAACAGCAUCGCAUAGGGCCAUUCACCACGAGGCGCCGAGUGUCAGCCACCACACGCGCGUUGUGGAGGGUAGCAGGGAAAGAUAAAAACGGGCGCAACAUCGGAACUGGAAUGGGUGACAGCGCUGUGCUGCUAGAGGAGCACACGGCGGUCUUGCUGACGGCUCUCAUGAAGCCCUACUGCUGCCUGAGCCAACGGAUAUGCGGUGCAUCCAUGGCGCCAACCUCCUCGCCGUCUUCGCAGGCGCUCGAUCAGCUGAUUGGCACCGUCGACAGCCGAGGCGGCGUUAUGAGCGGCUGCCAUCAGGGGCAUCACCGGAGCGCUGAUCCCUUGGCCUUGGUACCGUUGCUUGAGCCGUUUGUUUUCGAACCAGCCCAGCCAAGGAAGCGGAAGGCAGGCGCUCAGACUGCCCCGUCUUCCUCCGUGGCUACGUGGGUGCCCUCCAUGACGGCGUGCUUUGACGAGGGUCUUCUCUACAAGGUGGUGUGGAGGAGAGCCGAAAGUGCCGACACAGCUUUGACCAAGGAGACUGGUGGGGAGCGUGCUUACGUCAUCUGGUGCUUCUUCAACGCUACUUGUGUCUACACAAUGGAAAUUGACGUCCUUUUCCCCCUGCCGCCGAGCUGUACAACAGCAGAGCCCCUGUCACUGAAAACGCUGGGGACGACGCAGAUGGAGUGGGUGGACGCGCAGGAGGAUCCUGGUUCUCCGCUAUGGCAUCGGCAACGUUGCCUCGUUGCUCGGGUAACGUGUCCGCCCUGA
This is a messenger RNA of Leishmania braziliensis MHOM/BR/75/M2904, 1131 nucleotides long. RefSeq lists its product as hypothetical. The record is from RefSeq and is a predicted model, not a curated record. Bases 1 to 1131 code for a protein of 376 amino acids. Lineage: Eukaryota; Euglenozoa; Kinetoplastea; Trypanosomatida; Trypanosomatidae. The transcript has a single exon.